AUGUCCCCUUCGACUGAUCGUAAACGUGCUGUGCGUAUUGCCGGCUGCUCCGGCGGUUUCCUCGACCGCGCAAAUGCCAUCACUCGGAUGGCUGGAGACCCUGAGGUCGAUGUUGUAAUGGGCGAUUGGCUAUCGGAAAUGACAAUGACCGUCCACGGCAGCGGGAAAGUCAAGAACCGCUCAAACCAAAGUGGUGAUGCUCCAGUCACUUUAGAAGAGCGCAAGAAAAAGGCCAUGUACGCUGAGACCUUCAUCUCCUGCUUUGAGCCAGCAAUUCCAAAUCUUGUCAAGAAUGGCACCAAACUGGCAGUCAACGCUGGUGCUUCAGACACGGAGCUGUUGGCUGAAGUCGUUGUCGAUCUCCUGGAGAAGGCGGGUGCCGGCCAUCUCAAAGUCGCUUGGAUAGAAGGAGACGAUGUUACAGGUCAAGUGAACAGCUUGAUCAAGAAAGGCGAGAAGUUUGAGAGUUUGAUGCAUGGGAAAAAGCUCGAACAAUGGGGCAUGGAACCAAUCUGUGCACAGGCGUAUCUGGGCGGGCUGUGUAUGACAGAGGCACUUCGGCAAGGCGCCGAUAUUGUGAUCGCUGGACGUGUUGCUGAUGCUGCGCCCGUGAUUGGUGCUGCUGCAUGGUGGCAUGACUGGAAGAGCGAUCAAUUCGACGAACUCGCAGCGGCACUGGAUCUGAUGAAGCAAGGCAAACACGUCAAUAUGGGCUUUCCAAUUGCAGAGGUCGAGUAUGACGGUACAGUCACAAUUGCGAAGGAAAAGAACACUGGAGGAUGCGUCACGGUCGGCACAUGUACAUCGCAGCUGCUGUAUGAGAUUCAGGGUCCUCUGUACUACAAUUGCGACGUAACAGCGGAUAUCACCAACGUAAAGAUGGAGCAAAUGGGCGAAGAUCUAGUGCGUGUGACUGGCGUUAAGGGUUUACCUCCGCCACCUACGACCAAAGUCGGCAUCACAGCUCCUGCUGGGUAUCAGUGCGAAUGGCACUUCUUCAUGUGCGGGCUCGACAUCGAGGAGAAGUGCAAGAUUACGGAAGACCAAAUUCGACACACAAUGGGCGAUAACGUUGAGCGCUUCUCCACGCUCAAAUUCCACCAAAAUGGCUCAUCACCCAUCGACGCACGCAACCAAGACGUCUCAACAGUUGACUUCCGAUGGUGUGUCGAAGUCUUCCUGCAAUCCGCACCUGGACUGUCACUCUCCAACGACCUUCGACAAACUAUCCCUAAGCCCUACUACGAGUACUGGCCCUCUCUCCUCCCGCAAGAUCAACUUCCUCUCCGCGUCCACACUUUGUGGGGCAAGAAAACUACCACCGACCUCACACCCCCUGCAACUACGCAAGAAUACCCGCGCCAGCAAUCUUCCUACGAAACCUCCAGCCCCGUUGAUCUCAGCACUUUUGGCGAAACCGUUCGCGCACCCCUCGGGUACAUCGUCGCGGGCCGCUCCGGCGACAAAGUGUCAGACUGCAACUGCGGCUUCUUCGUGCGCCACGACGACGAGUGGGAUUGGCUGCGCAGCUUCAUGACUAUCGACCGCAUCAAGCACUUGCUUGGGCCAGAGGAGUACGAAGGCAAGGGAAAUGCGAUGGAGUAUCUGAGGGCGAAGACGGUGGACUUGCCAAAGAAGUUCUUGGAUCGGGGCAGGAUCUAG
Messenger RNA from Parastagonospora nodorum SN15, 1662 nucleotides. RefSeq lists its product as hypothetical. The transcript is spliced from 8 exons. NCBI's taxonomy places the organism in Eukaryota, Fungi, Ascomycota, Dothideomycetes, Pleosporales, Phaeosphaeriaceae. Bases 1 to 1662 code for a protein of 553 amino acids. The record is from RefSeq and is a predicted model, not a curated record.